Molecule: messenger RNA, 1571 nt
Organism: Plodia interpunctella (Indianmeal moth)
Lineage: Eukaryota; Metazoa; Arthropoda; Insecta; Lepidoptera; Pyralidae
Exons: 3
Coding region: 164-904 (246 amino acids)
Source: RefSeq, a predicted model, not a curated record
CGUCAGCUGUCAUCAAGUAGAUCGUGAAUUGUUUCAAAACUCUUUAGCAAAAUUCUGUCCACCAUUCUAAUCUAAAAAAACUUAAAUGUAGCUUAAGUAGGUUACUUCGAUCACUUGGCAGAUUACUGCCAUUGUAAGAACGUAGAAGAGAAAGUUAGUUUAAAUGAGACUAUUGGUGUGUUUGUUGCUGACAGUGUCAGUGUGGGGGUUCCCGGACAAGAGGGCGUUAGAGACACAGUUGUCGCAGCAAUUAUCGCCGCUGACACAGCAGUUGGAGCACAAUCAGGCGAAGCCGAGGCAAGCGCAAAGAGACUGUAAAGGGAAGUGUGUGACCAGUAUAGCCCAGAAGGCAGCGGCCGAGGCUAAGGCAGCCCAGGCAGCCCAGAACGCAGCUGGAGCGCAGGCAGCUCACAUGGUUAAAACUCAAUUAGCAGAGAAAGCGCUUCAAGCAGCGAAGGCAGCUGAAGCAGCGCUUGCUGGUAAGCAGUCAGUGGUGGAACAACUACAACAAGAAGUGAAGGAAGCUGAAGCGGUCGUCGCUGAAAACACCGGAGCUGUGAGGCAGCAACAGGGUACAGUCGCUGCUGCGGUGCAAGCGGCCCAACAGGCAACCACACAGCACAAACUUAUGAUCCAAGCUACACAGCUGGCCUGCCAGUUGGAGAAGUCAGCUCACUCAGUCUUAGAGAAGACGAAGAUAGGACUCCAGGAGAAAUGUCACAAUCUGUCUGAAGCCAGAGCUAGAUUAGCUCACCUACAACACAAGCUGCAAUGCGCGUGCGCCGAGUGCUCGGCCACGAGGCAGGCAGCCCACACAGCUUGCGAAGCCGCAAGAGCAGCUUGCGGCAAUGCCCGAAAGAAAAAACACAUUAGUAAAGUACAAAAUACGAUAGAAAGUAGGUAAGGUUCAAUAGUGCUCGUUGUUGUAAGCAAUUUGAUAAAUUUUGGCCCUAGAUAAAACUAUUUUUACGCUUCGUUUUAAGCCAAAACGUAUUUGGUUAUUUUGUUUAGCUAUGACAAGACGCACGUACGGUUAUACAGACUUGAUGUUUUAUUGACUAAUAUAGUUGUAUGUGUGAAAUUUACAUGAUAAUUAUGUUGGAGAUAUAAACUGUAGUUCAGUUUACGAAUAGUACCUAGUAUACGAAUGCAAUUGAAAUAUUUAUUCUAUCAAGUUGUCUAAACUUUGUUUUUGAGUUAGAUGGAAAAUGCGGUUGUUAUUGUCAAUCUUUGAGUCGAAUAUUGUUGUCACGUUCUAACAAGGUUUUUUUUUCCGAAUGUGAUGUCAAUGACUUGGUGAUGAUUUGAGAUAUUCUUCAUGUUUCAACCGACUCAUAAAUUAACCUAACAGCAAAUGUCCUGUCUGUAUACUCGACUAAGCAAGCAGUUUUGAAUACAAAUUCUUCGUUAUCGCCAUUUUUCCGAUUACUGUGAAUAUUUCGCGGAUUGUAAUGAUUUUAGAUUAAUGUGAUUUACUCUAGUUUGAUAAUUACGUUACAUUCAGAUGUGUCGUUUAGAUUUUGAUAGAAUUACAUUUGUUUAAGCUGCUGUUAAAUAUAAUGUUAGAAUUU